Penicilliopsis zonata CBS 506.65 is the source of this 3589-nucleotide messenger RNA. RefSeq lists its product as hypothetical. The transcript is spliced from 6 exons. Lineage: Eukaryota; Fungi; Ascomycota; Eurotiomycetes; Eurotiales; Aspergillaceae. Gene Ontology annotation, molecular function: 2 iron, 2 sulfur cluster binding; flavin adenine dinucleotide binding; heme binding. The record is from RefSeq and is a predicted model, not a curated record. The coding region runs from base 149 to 3499 and encodes 1116 amino acids.
GCCAGGCCAGCGAGCCGAUGGUCGUCCAUUUUUGGUCUGGGAGAAAACGUAUAUUAGUAAAAGCACACGCGCCUGUAGUCCCCCGUACAUAAUUAAACCUGAUCGCGUCUUCUGCAGACCCCUCGUACUCUCUCUUUCCAACGGCAAGAUGCCCUUGCUUCAUGGGCUGCUGCCCACCAGCGAUGUGGUUCACUACGGCAGUAACGACAACAGCAGCAGCGACAACUUCCACGAUCAACCUCAGGAGGUUCGAGACGAGAGUCCCGUGACUGGGUCACAUGUCCAAAACGGGCAGGCGGCUGCUCAACGCGAGAAAAUCGUGAUUGUCGGUUUGGGCAUGGUUGCCAUCUCCUUCAUCGAGAAAGUGAUCAAGUUGGACUCUGAGAAACGCUUCGAGAUUGUCGUGAUUGGAGAGGAACCGCACGUUGCGUACAACCGCGUCGGGCUCUCUACGUUCUUCGAGCAUCGCAAGAUAGAAGACCUGUAUCUGAAUCCCAAAGAAUGGUACGGUUCCAACGCCGACAGAGGCCUCAGCUAUCACCUCAAUACCCAAGUGACGGAGGUUAUCCCCGAUAAAAAGGUUGUGAAGACGUCUACCGGAGAUACGAUUGAAUACGAUAUCUUAGUUCUUGCGACGGGAUCUGAUGCGGUGCUUCCCACACAUACGCCUGGCUAUGGUGCCAAGGGCGUGUUUGUGUAUCGAACCAUUUCCGACCUCGAGCGUCUCAUCAACUUCGCUUCAAAGCACAAAGGCCAGACAGCGGUAACAGUUGGUGGGGGUCUGCUGGGGUUGGAGGCGGCCAAGGCAAUGACCGAUCUGGAAGAUUUUGGUCGCGUCUCGUUGGUCGACCGAAACAAGUGGGUGUUAGCCAGACAAUUGGAUGCUGACGCAGGGAGUCUGGUGACUCGCAAAAUCCGCGAGCUUGGACUUGAUGUGCUACACGAGAAGCGGAUAAAGAGUGUCGAUACGGAUGAGGACAAUAACGUCGUUGGUAUCACGUUUGAGGAUUCCGAAAAGCUGGAAUGUUGCUGUAUCUGCUUUGCGAUUGGUGUGAGGCCUCGAGACGAACUUGGUGUACAGGCUGGUAUCAAAUGCGCGAAUCGGGGUGGUUUCAUCAUCAACGAAAGUUUGCAAACUUCGAUUCCUAAUAUCUACGCGAUCGGUGAAUGUGCCAGUUGGGACAACCAGACCUUUGGUAUCAUCGCUCCUGGUAUCGAAAUGGCCGAUGUUUUGUCAUUCAAUCUCACGAACUUGGAUAAGGAGCCCAAACGUUUCACACGGCCAGACUUGAGUACAAAGUUGAAACUUCUCGGAGUUGAUGUGGCCAGCUUUGGUGAUUUCUUCGCCGACAGAGAUGGACCAAAGUUCCUUCCAGGGAGAAGGCCUUCAAUCCCACCAGCUGCUCUGAAAGAAAAGGAGACAGAGCCUCCAGUCAAGGCACUGACGUACAAAGAUCCAUUCGGUGGGGUAUACAAGAAAUAUCUUUUCACCAUGGAUGGAAAUUAUCUCCUGGGUGGAAUGAUGAUUGGAGACACCAAGGACUACAUCAAGUUAAAUCAAAUGGUCAAAACCCAAACGAAGCUGUAUGUCCCACCUAGCCAGUUUAUUCUCGGUUCUCAGAAGGAGGGUGAGGAGAAUGCCGAUGAUCUUGAUGAUAGCGCCCAAAUUUGCUCCUGUCACAACGUCACCAAGAGUGACAUUGUCGAAAAUGUCAAAAAUGGCACAUGCAAGACAAUCGCGGAAGUCAAAUCAUGCACAAAAGCCGGAACAGGCUGCGGUGGCUGUAUGCCUCUGGUCCAGUCGAUCUUCAACAAGGCCAUGUUAGAUAUGGGCCAGGAGGUUUCCAACCAUUUGUGUCAGCACAUCCCCUUUUCCCGUGUCGAUCUCUACAAUAUAAUUGCGGUCAAGCAGUUAAAGACCUUCAUCGAUGUUAUGAAAGCUGCUGGGAAAAAACCAGACUCGCUAGGAUGUGAAUUAUGCAAGCCUGCGAUUGGAUCUAUUCUUGCUAGCUUGUGGAAUCAGCACGUCGUUGAAAAGGACGUCCACGAUCUACAGGAUACAAAUGACAGGUUUCUCGCCAAUAUCCAACGAAAUGGCACCUUCUCGGUCGUUCCCCGAGUUCCAGGUGGAGAGAUCACCGCUGAUAAAUUGAUCACCAUCGGCCAGGUGGCUAAGAAGUAUGGUCUAUACUGCAAAAUCACCGGUGGCCAGCGAAUCGACAUGUUCGGAGCCAAGAAGCAGGAUCUUCUUGACAUCUGGACCGAACUUGUGGAUGGUGGAAUGGAAAGCGGUCAUGCUUACGCCAAGUCACUACGAACGAUCAAGAGUUGUGUUGGAACUACUUGGUGUCGCUUCGGGAUUGGUGACAGUGUCGGCAUGGCUAUUCGUCUGGAAGAACGGUACAAGAGCAUUCGAUCUCCACACAAGCUCAAAGGUGCAGUUUCUGGCUGCGUGAGAGAGUGCGCCGAAGCGCAGAACAAGGACUUCGGUCUUAUUGCCACUGAGAAUGGGUUCAACAUUUUCGUGGGUGGUAACGGAGGAGCGAAGCCACGCCACUCUGAACUACUUGCAAAGGAUGUACCGCCGGAGAUGGUGAUUCCAAUCAUUGACAGGUACCUGAUCUUCUACAUCCGUACAGCAGACAAACUCCAACGGACUGCACGCUGGAUUGAAAAUCUUCCGGGAGGUAUCGGCUACCUCCGGGAGGUAAUCAUCGACGACAAGCUUGGGAUCUGCGCCGAACUUGAGCAGCAAAUGCAAGACCUUGUGUCCAGCUAUUUCUGCGAAUGGACGGAAACCGUCAGAAACCCAAAACGACGUAAGUUUUUCCAGCAGUUCGUCAACACUGAAGAAACUGUAGAAAAUGUGGAGGUGAUUCAGGAGCGUGACCAGCAGCGUCCUACGUACUGGCCGAAGGACUCGGAAGCCACGGAAGACUUCAAGGGCCACCAGUGGUCCAGCUUGGCGUGGCAACCGGUGGUUCAGGCCGACCACUUCUCUGACGAGCAACCACAGAUGUCGUCGGCCAACAUCAAACGGGGCGACACACAGCUGGCCAUCUUCAAGGUCAAGGGCAAAUACUACGCGACUCAACAAAUGUGCCCCCAUAAACGCGCCUUUGUCCUUUCCGACGGAAUGAUCGGGGACGACGAUGCCGGGAAGUACUGGGUAUCAUGUCCUUACCAUAAGCGCAACUUUGAGCUCAACGGCGAGCAAGCUGGUCGCUGCACCAACGAUGAGAGCAUGAACAUCGCAACAUUCCCCGUCGAGGAACGCAGCGAUGGCUGGGUGUACAUGAAGCUUCCUCCGGUGGAGGAACUAGACGCCGUGCUGGGAACUGAGAAAUGGAAGGUCAAAAAGGGAGAAGCCCCGGAUCCUUUUGAGAAGGUCGACAAGAAGUACAAGAACAUGCGAGGCAAGAGGGGCAAGAGAGUCCAAGGAGCCACCGGGCACCCCCAGAUACAAUGCUCGUCAACCAGCAACGUGAUUGAUUGGUGAUGAUUUACGGUUCACGAUAGAGAAGAGUAGCAGUACCGGUGGUCUUCCGGAUAGUAUUCUGGCAUCGACAGAUGCGAUGGUUUAGCGGGC